UUAUAAGAUGGGAGGGAAGCAGAAUCAAGAGCUAGGGUUUUUACUUGUCGAAAGGGGCGCAGAAGAUCAUCAAGCUCUGGUCACUAAACCCUAAAAAAUGGCUCGUGGGUUGAAGAAACAUUUGAAGAGGCUCAAUGCUCCCAAGCAUUGGAUGUUGGACAAGCUUGGUGGUGCCUUUGCUCCUAAGCCAUCAUCUGGGCCCCACAAAUCAAGGGAAUGCUUGCCCCUGAUUCUUAUCCUGAGAAACAAGUUGAAGUAUGCCUUGACAUACCGUGAAGUCAUCUCCAUACUGAUGCAGAGGCAUGUUUUGGUGGAUGGAAAGGUCCGGACUGAUAAAACGUACCCUGCUGGGUUUAUGGAUGUUGUAUCGAUCCCCAAGACAAAUGAGAAUUUUCGUCUUCUCUAUGACACCAAAGGCCGCUUCAGACUCCACUCAGUCAAAGAUGAAGAGGCUAAGUUCAAAUUGUGCAAGGUGCGUUCAGUCCAGUUUGGACAGAAGAGCAUUCCCUACCUAAACACCUAUGAUGGCCGCACCAUCCGCUACCCUGACCCAUUGAUUAAGGCCAAUGACACCAUCAAGCUGGACCUCGAGACCAACAAAAUUGUCGACUUCAUCAAAUUCGAUGUGGGCAACGUGGUCAUGGUCACUGGAGGAAGGAACAGGGGCCGAGUUGGUUUGAUUAAGAGCAGGGAAAGGCAUAAGGGAAGCUUUGAUAUCAUCCACAUUGAGGAUGCGGCGAAGCAUGAAUUUGCGACUAGGCUUGGAAAUGUGUUCACUAUUGGUAAGGCAAGCAAGCCUUGGGUCUCGUUGCCAAAGGGCAAGGGUAUUAAGCUCUCUAUUAUUGAGGAGGCAAGGAAGAGGAAUGCAGCAGCUGCCACUGCUGCUGCUUGAGAGUUUCCUUAGGUAUGAGUUUAUCUUUUAGACGGGUCCGAGAUUCAACUUUUUUUCAUGUUUCUUUGGUAAUAUAGAAAUUGAUGCUGGAUUUUAUUAGUGCUUGAGAAAUAGAUUUGAAAUUUUGGGACUGUUUGCUCUUUGUUCUUUGAUGAACAAGUUUGGGAUCUAAUUCGGCGAUGUGUGUUAAAAAUUAGUUCGAUGUUUACUUGGACU
Amborella trichopoda is the source of this 1108-nucleotide messenger RNA. RefSeq names its product small ribosomal subunit protein eS4. Gene Ontology annotation, molecular function: RNA binding; structural constituent of ribosome. Gene Ontology annotation, cellular component: ribosome; cytosolic small ribosomal subunit. Gene Ontology annotation, biological process: translation. NCBI's taxonomy places the organism in Eukaryota, Viridiplantae, Streptophyta, Magnoliopsida, Amborellales, Amborellaceae. The record is from RefSeq and is a predicted model, not a curated record.